Acanthoscelides obtectus is the source of this 561-nucleotide messenger RNA. Lineage: Eukaryota; Metazoa; Arthropoda; Insecta; Coleoptera; Chrysomelidae. The record is from the annotation of a GenBank genome assembly.
AUGUCUGAAGGCAUCCGAAAGCUCAUGGAAGGUGACAGAGAAUUGCUGUUGCUAAAAGCCCGCGCAUCAAAACCAACUUAUCUUCCAGAGCAAUGGAAUGAGGGUAACCAAGACUACUCAAGGUCACCUGAUAGACGGAGAGAUAAUUCUCCAGAGCCGAUGGACAAUGCUGUGCCAACCUAUGUCUCUCCACCUCCUUCCUUUGACAGGAGUUUUAAACCUGCUAAAGUCAAAGAACCAGAAAAAGACAGCGCGAUCUUACAAUGUAUGAAAACCUUGCCGUUCAUAAAAGAGUACUUUGUGAAUACAAACAGGUACUUAACCCUGAAUCGAAGAGUACCUCCGGUAUUCAAUAUAUUGAUGGGCGAGGUGUUUGAUAAGCUGUGGGAGGGUUGAGAAGAUGAUCCAAAAGUCUACAAUCCCCAAUUUAUAAGGGAUAAACUCAGCCGCUUGAACCCAAUGUUUGAAAAAGGCUGGCAUGAAGAUGCGUUCGAGUCCUUCACAUUUUUCUUCGGUCAACUAAGCGAGGAUUGCACGGUCGAAAUGCCCAGACCGGAUGUU